GUGAAAUGGCAGUUCUAUGAAAAGAAAUCAUAGUUAUUUACAUAAAUAUUAUUAUUUUUUAUACAUUACACACAAUUACAAGAAAUACUCCCAUUGGAAAGUGUUUUUACACUUAACUCCGUUCUAUUUUGGUGUAAUUUACUACAAUAAAGGAAAAACAAGCUAUCCUGAAAGAGCUACCGAAAUUACUUGUUACACACAAACAUGAAUGUAAUCAUCACUGAUAAAAAGUGGGCAAGGCAUAUAUUUUCUCAGUCCAAUUUCUUGUUGCUCUAAUGGUUCUCACUGAGAAAAGUGGUAAAAUGAGUUCAGAACAACCUCUAAAGAAAAAGUUGAGAAGAGAGAAUGAAACAGACAAUUCAGAUGAAACAGAUUUUAUCCAUAACUUAGCAGAUGAUACAGUUCCAGCAGAUUUCCAAGCUCUGCAUUUGUCUCUCCCUCAUAUCAAUGAGGAUGACAUUACUAGGAAUACUGUGAAUUUACAUUAUAGUGAAAAUGGUUUGUUUAGGACUAGUGAUAGAACUGAUAAAUUUGAUAGUAGUGGUAGUGAAAGUAAGGACAAGGAUGUAUCAACAUCUGAUGUGGAUUUAGACAAUCAAGUUUCGUAUAUAUGUAGCACUGAAAAUAUUUCAAUCACUCCAGCUCCAGAUAUUAGUUUCACAUCUAAUUCUAUAAAUGCUUCUAUUAAUAAAUCGGUCCAUGUAAGUUGUGCAUCACAUGCAGCGCACUGUGACAAUGUUGAGAAUGGUGAUGAGAUUAAUAAUGAUAAUUAUUUUGGUUUAGAUGAUUUUCAAAAGUAUUUGAUUAAGCAAUGUUUGUGUGGAGUUCCAGAUUCUAUUCUUAGGAAACCUUUUGAAGGACAACAGGUUAAUGAUUGUGGUGGAGUAAGGACAGCUAUGCUAUCUGAAUGGUCAGAUAAAAAGAUACUACAGUUUCUAUCCAAUCUGCAACUUUUGUUUGAUGUUUAUUUAAAACAAAACAAUAAAGGGUUUAUUUGUUCAAAUAUUGUAAGUAUUUGUGAAGCACUAAUAUGUAAUGAAUAUAAUUUAAUUGAACAAAUAAUAUCGUUAUGUGAAACAAGAAAUAAGUAUAUCAAUUUUUUGGCAGCUAGAACUUUAAGUAGUUUUCUGGUAAUAGCCAAAACAAAUAUUAAUAAUGAAUGGCUAGAAACUAUAGUAAAUUUCUUUUCCACUGAGAACUAUGAUUACGUUAAAAUUCAAUUUGCCUUAGAAGUAGUGAAAAGGGUUGUAGAAUGGAAAGAUGUGGAAUUACAUGUUUUGGAGGAGGCAGAUACUCAAGGAUCAGAAGGAAGUAGUUCCCAAAAUGAAGUGGUAAAUUCAAAUUGUGUAACAGUGCCUUUUACUGAUCCAGAUAGUUAUGAUACUUCAGCAAUAAAAGGUUUGAUCAUAAAGAGUCUGGAAGCUAAAUGGCCAGAACUAAUUCAUAUGGUUCAAACAUUAAUUUUGCAUAACAAUUCAAUACCAGCACAAACAUGUGUUUUAACAUUUCUUGCUCUAUGGGAAAGUACCAUUUCAGUCAAAGCAAAUUUGAGUGUCAUAGAUACUAAACCAUUUUAUGCACACUUAGAAAUAUUUGUUGGUAUGCUCAAUGGCCAGUUGCCACCCAUAGUUUGGAAACAGAUACUCUCAUUAUUUAAUGAAGUACUCUGUUAUGGGAGCACACUUGCCUUACAAGAUAUGCUACCAGAUGACACAUGUCAGUUGGCCCAUCUUUUAGUAAGGUAUGUGAAAGAUUAUCGACUGUUAGAUAGCUUGCCUUACAAACGUAAUGAGGGAUUUAUAGUGAAUAGUUUUGUGGGAACUAUAGUUAGCUUACAACCUGGACAGAGUAGCGUUGAUAAAACAUUAUUGCAAAAAAUGGUUUUACUUGUACUAAAAUCUGUGGCUGUUACAAUUAAGGAAACAAGGUCAGACAGUUCCGAUUCCAGUGUAGGUUCAGAUGAUUCAGAUUUUUAUCAAGACAUGCAACUUAUUGAACGUUCAAUUAGGGACGUUCUUAAGAAGGUUGAUGUCUUUAUUAAAAACAGCUUGGACUUUCAUCCUGAAACACCUUUUUCAAAAAUACUUGUACAUUUAUUCAGUGAUCAAGAUGAUUAUAUGAUAGAAGCUAUGGUAUGUACAUUAGACAUAACUGUUGGUAUUUCUUAUAGAAAUGCGGUAUAUCCAGAUUUAAUAAACAUGUUAAAUCCAAUACAUUCGUUUAUAGAAUUUUUAAAGGUGGUAAGUCAUGAUCCAGAAAUACUUUUAGAUUAUCUAGUAAGUAACGAAACAUGUUUUUUAUUGUACUUGUUACGGUUUCUAAAGUUUACAAAAAGAAACUGGUCAAAGUUUAUAAGUAGUUGUGGAGAGGGUAGUACUUCGAGGGGAAAUGAAUUAGAUGACACUAUGAGUGUUCUAAUUAGGUUAAAAAUGCAAAUAAGUAGGUUAGUUUCGAGAGAUCUGUUUCCCUACAAUAUAACGCCAAUCUUGAGAUUACUAGAAGUUUGUGAAAAUCUGUAUGAGGGGAACGAAUUUAGUUGAUAGUGACAGUUAAAAAUUCAAUUUCAUCUAACUAAAGUACAAACGAUUAUUGCCUUAGUUAAUAUGCUAAUUUUAAUAUUAUUUAAUGCCUCAUCCAUAAUAUUUAAUUUAUUAAGUUAUUUUAUGAUAAGGUUAAACGAAAAUUUAUAAAGUACACUGUUCAAUACUUUUAAAAGUUGAGAGAAAAAUAAAAUUAGACUUUUCACAUUUAAUAUACACUUUAUAUGAUUAUACACGAACUGUAAGUUGAAGUGGAACACUAUAUAUUGUUUGCAGUAUUUUUAAAUUAAAACUGCUGUAUCAUUCAAAUGGCUUCCAAUUUUUAUGAAAUAUAAGUUAAAAAAUUGAUCUUUGUAUUAACUUAUACAUAAAUUAAAUCUUUCAAACUAAUAAUUCAUUUAGCAUAAUAAAAAUUACGUCGAUACAUAAUUGAAGAAAAAUAAAAUUUGCAAUUGUUUUUUUCAUAAUUUUAGUAAUUAUCAUCAAUGUUGCUACAGCUCUAUAAUAGAGCCUCCAACUUUGCAAGUCUAUUGCAGUCAGCCCUAUUCAUUGUGAAUUUACUGCAGCUAGUUUUCUAGCAUAUUCAUCUGUACAUCCUUUCAUCUAAGUUUUGGCCUACCUGUCUGUCUACUUCCCACUGACUGUGAUUUAAGAAAUCAUCUAUGAGGGUUGUUUUGCUGUGAUCUUGCUAAAUGUGCUGCCCAUCUUAGUCUUUCUAUUUUUAUGAGAGAUAUUACGUAUUUACCAUUAGAUAUAUCUGUUUGUAUUUGUAGUAUAUCAUAGUUGUAUCUCCCCCUCCAAAUGCCACUUUCAAAGAUGCUCCAAAUAUUCCCGUAUAUGAGUAAGAAGCCAAAAUCUUGACUUAUCACUCAACAGACAAUUCUCAAUACUAGACCAUUGUAAGAAUUGUCUUGUCCAGUUUCUUUUAACUUUAUGUGCUGAGCUGUUUGCGUCUUCUUUUUCUUGUUGGCGUUGACGUUGGCGACAUCAUUGGAAAUUCUCGAUCUUCCAUCACAUGGAAUAAUUGUCUUGUGUUUGAUAUCUGAGUUCAUUCACGAAUGUUUUUAACCAAGAAACCUGUUUUCCUCCUAAACCUAUAUGGUCUUCUAUUUUGCCUUUACGGAUCAGUUGUAAUAUUUUGUAUUAAUUUCUCCUCACUAUAUGUCCCAGAUAAGACAUUUUUCGGUGUUCAACAGUCUUCAGCAAUUCUCUUUCUUUGUUGACCCUCCUUAGUACUUCCUCAUUAGUUUUUCUUGUUUGUCAAUAUAUCUUCAGCAUCUGUUUAUGAAUAUAUACAUUUCCAAUGUUUCAAUUCUGUUCAUAAUUGAUACUUUUAGUGUCCACACUUCUGCUCCCUACAAAAGUACAGACCAAAUAUAGCACUUAACCAUUCUUUAUCUUAUUUCGAAACUGUUAUUCUUGUAAUUACUAUUCUUCGUUUUAUUUCUAUGUCUGGAUCUAGUUGGUUCGUUAUGACAGUUCCCAAGUAUGUAAUUGUGUGAACUCUUUCAACUUGGACUCCAUUUAAGUGAAGCUCUGUAUCUGGAUGUGGGUUACAUCUAAAAUUGGAGUUUAUUUUAAUGCCCAUUUCCUCUCCUACUUCUUGAAUUUGAUCAAGCGGAAUUUCGAGACCGUCAGUAUUUUCUGACAGUUUGUGUACUGUUUUCCAAAUUCAACAAUCAUGUGUAGC
This is a messenger RNA of Diabrotica balteata, 4230 nucleotides long. The record is from the annotation of a GenBank genome assembly. Lineage: Eukaryota; Metazoa; Arthropoda; Insecta; Coleoptera; Chrysomelidae.